Molecule: messenger RNA, 1092 nt
Organism: Carya illinoinensis
Lineage: Eukaryota; Viridiplantae; Streptophyta; Magnoliopsida; Fagales; Juglandaceae
Product: U1 small nuclear ribonucleoprotein A-like
Exons: 5
Coding region: 151-885 (244 amino acids)
Biological process (GO): mRNA splicing, via spliceosome
Cellular component (GO): U1 snRNP
Molecular function (GO): U1 snRNA binding
Source: RefSeq, a predicted model, not a curated record
GGCUGCGGGCAUUUCUGAUUUCUGAUCAAUCACGGCGUAGCAAACCAAAACCCUUAAAGCCUUACCUCCGACGCCCUCGUUUAAACCUCACCGUUUUAAAGCUCUCUGCCUCUCUUUGCUUCUGUUUCGGCUCGGGGAGUGAAAUCGACGAUGGCAGAGGUUCCUACAGGCACUGAGGUCCCUCCGAAUGUGACUAUAUACAUCAACAACCUCAACGAGAAAAUCAAGCUCGAAGAGUUGAAGAAGUCGCUGCACGCUGUGUUCUCGCAGUUCGGGAAGAUACUGGAAGUGCUCGCGUUCAAGACGCUGAAGCACAAAGGUCAAGCUUGGGUGGUUUUCGAGGAAGUUUCCUCCGCCUCCAAUGCGCUUCGCCAAAUGCAGGGCUUCCCUUUCUACGACAAGCCAAUGAGAAUACAAUAUGCAAAGACAAAAUCAGACAUAAUAGCCAAGGCUGAUGGUACUUUUGUUCCACGGGAAAGACGUAAGAGGCAUGAGGAUAAGGGAAGGAAGAAAAAGGAGCAACAUGAUGCUAAUCAACCUGGAAUUGGUCUGAAUCCUGCUUAUGCUGGUGCUUAUGGUGCAACACCUCCUCUUUCUCAGAUACCUUAUCCAGGUGGCACAAAGGCUAUGGUACCAGAGGCACCUGCUCCACCAAAUAGCAUACUGUUCGUGCAGAAUCUUCCCCAUGAAACAACUCCGAUGAUGCUGCAAAUGCUUUUCUACCAAUAUGCUGGUUUUAAGGAAGUUAGAAUGGUGGAAACAAAACCAGGGAUUGCCUUUGUGGAGUAUGGAGAUGAGAUUCAAUCUACAGCUGCGAUGCAGGCACUCCAAGGUUUCAAGAUAACUCAACAGAACCCUAUGUUGAUCACUUAUGCAAAGAAAUAGAUCAAUGGGUUUUUGCUUUUGCUAUCCAGGCAGGGCGAAUGGCUGCAAUCACAUCUUUGACUCAAUGUUACCAACUGAAUGCCGUAUCCUCUUAUUUGCCUUUUUACUUAAUUACAUUUGCAAUUUUCACAAGUGAUAGUGUAUCGUCGUAGUUGUAAUAUUAUUGAUGCUCCUUUCUCCCAUUUACAAAGAAUUGAGUUUCUCAUC